AUUAGAUCAGAUCGGUGACCUCAUCCCGAAAAUGGGCUGUCACGUUUCAACAAGUCCGUGGAGCUUUCCCUUUACCUCCAUCCGGUUGGCGCAAAGAGACAACAGCAAUGCUGGCAGCAACACUUCGAUUCGCUCCCAGGCGAGCAAGUGCUUGGCACAGGGCAGUCUCAACCCUGGCGAGCAAUUCGCACAUUAAGGUGUUUGACAACCCGUCGUCUCCUGCAUCCUACAUCCUGACCUACCUCGACACCCAGCCGCCCUCGCCGAAGCUAGCAAUCGGGACGACGACGACGAUCCCUCUAACUCCUCAGUCCUUUCGGGAGAACCACCACUUUGUCGAGAUCUUGGACCAAGUCGUCCAGGAGUAUGGCCACCUGGAUGAGGAUGUAGUGUCUCAAGCGAAAGCCUUUGCCAGUCCUGGCGGGUUCAACUUGGGAUCCGGGGGCUCGUUCUUUCCGCAACAUCGGCCAGGCAGAGGUUCCUCUCGGAAGCAGGGUGGAGGAGGCGGCGCGGGAGGGACAGGGGCCGGAGGUGCCAGCGCACAGGGGGGCGCUGGAGGUGGGGGUAGGGGAGGAUGGGUUCAUCUGAGCGACCGAAGGAACCCUCCGGAUUUUGGAAGGAUAGCUUGGCCGGAGGAUAUCCUGGGGAGCGUUGAGGUGGACGGAUCUGGGAACGUCGUGGGCAAGGUGCAGCCAAGUGGAACCUACCGGAUCGUGACCAACGAGGGCAUCCUUGGUCUGAGCCCGUUCCUGAGAGGCAAGCUGGUGGCGAGGCUCAAGGAGGAGGAGGAGAGCAAGUAGCGAGUGUCGUAACACCCGUGCGAACCGCCUUGCAGUCUGUGAUGAUUCAACGGGCCGCGAAAUAGUGUGGAGGGUUUGGGUAGCCACGUCGAGCUAUGCACUUGCAGCCUGGGCUGAGGGUGAGGUGCACUGGCGAGUCAGGCAUCAGACAUGCAUACCAAUGCAUUCCUUCGGGGCGUAGCUGAGCUAAACGAUGGAAGCUCCGAGGAGAUGGUACGGAGCCGACGUCUGUCCCCCACGCAAGGCUCACGAUGUCAUGGCCAUGGCGUAGGCGGUGGCCAGGUGCGUCCCCAAUCCCACGCCGAAGCAAGGCCGGCCGCGGCGGAGUUGCCGAGCGGGCGACGGCCGGGACGAUGACUGCCGAAUCACAUUGCAUUGACCCGUCUGGGAACGUUUCAGCCCGGGAGAGAGGAGUGUAGGAUUUACGAGAGCGGGAAGAAACCAUUGUAUCAACAGCCGAGGAAGCAUCCGGGCGCCAUGCGCGGUUAGCGACAAAGACAUGUCUCAUGUGUCACCAGAGACAGAGACAAUGAUGCGAUAACGAAGGUCCCUAUCUGGUACGCAGCGAUGCAUGCGUGGGUGAGUACGCAUUGCGUGGUCAACGCCGUAUACAGUAGCUCUAUGGGAGUCUGACGCCGUAGCAAGCUUGCGUACUUGGGGGGUUGGUUGUAGUAGAGGUAUUAAUAGGUAGGCACCUGCCUACUGCCUUAGGUAGGCACGUAGGAGUUGUGGUUGUCAGUGAGCCG
Messenger RNA from Purpureocillium takamizusanense, 1546 nucleotides. RefSeq lists its product as uncharacterized. The coding region runs from base 108 to 800 and encodes 230 amino acids. Lineage: Eukaryota; Fungi; Ascomycota; Sordariomycetes; Hypocreales; Ophiocordycipitaceae. The record is from RefSeq and is a predicted model, not a curated record. The transcript has 3 exons.